AUGAGAGACCUUCUCCAGGAGCUAGUGAAAAGACUGGCUCAGGAGCUGGGACCACAAGAAAGGCGGUGCCUACAAGAUCUACAUAUCACCGAUCCUCGUCUUGAUAGAGAUCGAAUCAUAUCGACCAAAGGAGGGCUAUUGCAAGCUUCAUAUCAGUGGAUCCUCGAGGACUCUACUGUACGCCAUUGGCGUCAAGAGCGGCAGAAAAGUCUUCUCUGGAUCAAGGGCGACCCAGGCAAAGGCAAGACGAUGAUGCUUUGCGGCCUCAGUCAGGAAUUGGAAGAUGCAAGAGAAGGCCCAUCCCUCUUGUCUUACUUCUUCUGUCAGGCUACAGUCCCAACUUUGAAUACAGCCACUGCUGUGUUGAGGGGGCUUUUAUACCUGCUAGUGAUUCGACACCCAUCGCUUUUCCCUCACUUGCAGGACGCCUAUGAGAAGGUCGGCGAUCGAAAGCUCUUUGAGGGAGUGAACAGCUGGUUUGCCUUGAUCAAAAUCUUCAACAAGAUGAUGAAAGAUCAGCUAUUGCAAAAUUCAUGCUUCAUCAUCGACGCUCUCGACGAGUGCUCCGAUCGCGACAAGCUCUUGGAUCUCAUCGUCGAUAGCUGUGCUAGUACGCCCGGUGUCAAAUGGAUCUUGUCAAGUCGGAAACUUCGAGAUAUUGAGGCCAAAUUUGGACGUUGUGAACAUAGCGUCGUGGUUGACCUUGAAGAGCACAACGACUCGACUAUUGAUAGUGUCAAGAAGUUCAUCGGCAGUCGACUUCAGAAGCUGGAGCUUGUUGAGGACAAUCCGAACCUCCAAGAAAAACUCCGAGACAUCAUUCUACAGAAGUCCAAUCGAACAUUUCUCUGGGCUGCUUUGGUCAUUGAGGAGCUCAAGAAUCUUGAAACAUACGAGGAAGAGAGCGAAGUGUUGCAGUUUCUGGAUAAAAUGCCCAGCGGUCUGCCUGAACUAUAUGACAGAAUGAUUGCCCAAAUCAGACAGAUGGGAAGCAAACUGGAUCGGGAUCGGUGCUUUAGGAUUCUAUCGACUAUGGCUACCACCUAUCGCCCCCUCAAUCUGACAGCGCUACCCCUCCUAGCUGAUUUGAAGGGAAAUCUUGCCAAGCCAGAGACACUGAGGAAGUUGAUUCAAAUGUGUGGCUCUUUCUUGACCAUUCAAGAUCAGACGAUCUACUUCAUUCACCAAUCGGCCAAGGACUAUUUGGUUCAAACAGGAAAUCACGUCAUCCAUCAUAACAUAUAUCACCGGUCUGUCGAAGUGCUGAAGUCGCAAGGAGGCUUGAGGGCAAACAUAUACGGCUUGACCUAUCCCGGUGCCAAGAUUGAGGAAAUCUCCCCGCCUCAACCGGAUCCUCUUGAGCAUAUACAGUACUGCUGCGUGUACUGGCUUCAACACUUCUGCGAUAGCCUCGAAGCUAUCAGAGCCCCUGAAACCAAGGUCGUUGAGAAGGUCUUUACGUUCUUACAACAGCAUCUAUUGCAUUGGUUCGAAGCCUUGAGUCUCCUCAAGAGUCUACAGGCGGGCAUCUUAUCGUUGCAGAGACUACUUACGCUCUCCACCGUUAGUCCUCCUCCAUACAUACAUCGCUCAACCUCUUGUGAUCGCUUCUCAAACUUCUUCCAAGACGCUUGCCGCUUCUGCAUCCAUAACAGAUAUAUCAUCGAAACCGCUCCACUUCAGGUUUACGUUUCCGCGCUCAUCUUCAGUCCGCGUCAGAGUGAGAUACGGCAGCAUUUCCAAAGCGCGCUGUCUUGGAUCAAGCUGUUACCUGAUGUUGGUGACGAUUGGGACUCAUGUCUGUUCACCCUAGAAGGUCAUGAAUCUAGGGUCGUGUGUGUGGCUUUCUCAGACGACUCUAGAUUCUUGGCUUCGUCAGCUGGCGAUGGGACUGUCCGAGUUUGGGAUCCAACUACUGGAGACGCCAUUCAUGCCUUUCCAAUAAUGGUAGAAUCCGGUGUUCGGUUUUCAGACAAUUCCAAGUGGCUUGCUUCAAUCUCAAGUCUUGAACUAUCGGUAUGGGACGUUGAGGCUGGAAUUCUCAGGCUUUACUUAGAUUUGCAUGCCUAUUGCCCCAGCAACCGGUUCUCUGGCUCCUCCAGCUUUAUAUGGGAACGGUCCGCGAUACCAAUCUGGGAUACGACGACGGGGGAGCUAGUCGAGAAGCUUCCUCUAGGUUUGGACGAAUUAUUUGGUACGGUUUGUGCGUUGUCAAGUGGAUCAAAGUUUCUGGCUCGAAAAAUCAACCAUAGCCAGGUUCAGAUUACCAGCUCCUUAACAGGAGAUGUCAUUCAUUCGCUGCAAGGUUUCGUGGACGAAAUCGUGGUUAUCGUCUUUUCGCCCAAUUCCGAGUACUUGGCAUUAUAUUACGGAAGAGGGUUCGCUCAAAUCUGGCAUAUUACAGCAGAUGAUGCAAUCCUGAUGCCUAACACAUAUUACAAUGUCGGGCCGGUUGCUUUUUCUCAUGACUCUAAGCUUGUAUCCUUUGGCUAUAAAGAUGGCAGCGUACGAGUCUGGGAUUUGGAGGAUGGAAUCGAACUACAACUGCAUACUGGACAUAUAGAGCCCGUGAAUUGGGUGGCCUUCUCGAAGGAUUCCAGGUUUCUAGCCACAGCUUCGAAUGAUUGGACGGUUAAACUAUGGACGACAACCACGGCGAAGCAAGACCUGCCGGUGAAGCAUUACGGGCUGGAAGAGAAGAUUAUCGCAUUGUCAGAUGACGGUAAGCUCACAGCAACGGGGAACAAACGAGGCGUUAUCGAGGUAUGGGAU
This is a messenger RNA of Trichoderma reesei QM6a, 2772 nucleotides long. RefSeq names its product WD40 repeat-like protein. The transcript has 2 exons. Gene Ontology annotation, molecular function: protein binding. The record is from RefSeq and is a predicted model, not a curated record. NCBI's taxonomy places the organism in Eukaryota, Fungi, Ascomycota, Sordariomycetes, Hypocreales, Hypocreaceae. The annotation marks the transcript as partial.